This is a messenger RNA of Rubroshorea leprosula, 622 nucleotides long. The record is from the annotation of a GenBank genome assembly. Lineage: Eukaryota; Viridiplantae; Streptophyta; Magnoliopsida; Malvales; Dipterocarpaceae.
GUUGGAAGUCGCCGGAGCUCUCUCUGGUCCCUGCAAAUCUGAACUCCGCUGGUUCCGAUGCCAUUGAUUCCUCUUCAAAAACCCUCUCUUUGUUAUUCCUUCUUGAACUUAAUUAAUAGAUCGCAAGAAUCCUUCUUGUUUCCUCUUUGAGAUUCUUGUUUUUGAUAUAACAACCCCAGACUUCUCCCCUGUUCGCUGUUUAAACCCUUGUCUUUGGAAAACUAGGGUUUAAUUCUCUUGCUAGAAACUUUGGCCUGUUUUAAAAAAAUUAUUUGAUCUUCUUCUUAAUUUCUUACCUUUAUGAUAGUAUCCCUGAUUUUAUGAUUUGAUCCUCUUUAGUGGAUCCGGGUAAUCAAGCACCUAAUUUUAUCUCAACAUUUACAUUUUUUUUUUCGUGAAUUGUGGUAAAAUAAGAUCUCAUAUCGAAAAAAAAAUGAAAAGAAAGGGUAUGAACUGUUCCAAAUUAACUGCGCUUCAUAUUUAUGUUGAGACUAUUCCCCAACAAAGCUAUGCGCAGCCAGCUGCUGCCUCAACAUUAACCCCGGCUCAGCAACCUGCUUCUGUUCCUCAGCCGUAUUACGGAAAUUACUACUAAGUUUGCAUGGCGAGCACCCAGUUUUUA